AUGAUUGAUCUUGGCUUGAAGAGAAUCAGCGCACUCUUGCAAAACCAAGGUCGCUUCCCCUGGCAGGCUAUUCACGUUGCAGGAACGAAUGGAAAAGGUUCCGUAUGCGCCUACAUUUCGUCUGUCCUCAAUGCCGCUGGGAUCCCUUGUGGCCGUUUCACAUCCCCCCACCUAGUCGACCGCUGGGACUGCAUCACGCUCAACGGGACCGCCGUCUCGAAAUCAGUCUUCCUGGAAGUAGAGGCUGCGGUCAAGGAGAGAGACGCAAGCCUGGGAAUCGGGGCCACCGAGUUCGAACUGCUCACAGCCACGGCCUUUGAGAUAUUCUCCAGGCAAAAGGUUGAUAUUGCCGUUGUAGAGGUUGGCAUCGGCGGAAGGCUGGACGCAACAAAUGUGUUUGAAGCGCCACUCGCGACCGUCAUCACAAAGAUUGCGCUGGACCAUCAGGGCUUCUUGGGAUCUACACUGGAAGAGAUUGCGAAGGAGAAGGGGGGAAUCAUGAAGAAGGGGACCGCAUGCGUGGUUGAUGGGUCCAACACAGGGCAGGUGCUUUCCGUGCUACAACGCAUUGCGUCCGAGGUGGGGGCAGGGGCCUACACCAUCUCAAAGCUGGACGCGUUGGGCGAUGGGUACGCUGAAAUAAUGACUCCGGCCUUUGGAACCCAGCGCUUUACGAGUUUUCUACAGGGAAACUACCAGCCCUCAAAUCUUGCUUGUGCCGUGAACGCACUUUCUCACGCGGCGGAAAAGUUCCCAAUUAUCACCUCAGCGGCGCUCCAGGCAGGCAUCAAGUCUACAACAUGGCCUGGGAGAAUGGAAUGGGUUGACAUUUCGUCCGUGGUUGGGAAGCGAACUUCAGUAUUAGUGGAUGGCGCCCAUAACCCCGAAGCCGCAGACGCUCUGGCGGAGUAUGUGAACAAAAAGCUCCCAGGCCCAGUGACAUGGGUGCUCUCUGCGUCUAAAGGCAAAGAAGUUAGGAUAAUGUUGCAGAGGCUUCUUAGAGACGGUGAUCAUGUUGUUGCUGUUGCAUUUGGGGCCGUAGACGGAAUGCCGUGGGUUUCACCCGUCGACCCACAGGAGAUCGUGAAUGAGGCAGUAUAUGCUUUGGGAAGCGGCGAGAGUGUUACAAAUUUUGGUCACGAUAUAAGCGCUGCGUUGAAGACGGCAUGUAAUGGUGGAAAUGUGGUCGUUGCUGGUAGCUUGUAUUUGGCUGGAGAGGUUCACAAACUAACGAGGCUCAAUUGA
Molecule: messenger RNA, 1245 nt
Organism: Morchella importuna
Lineage: Eukaryota; Fungi; Ascomycota; Pezizomycetes; Pezizales; Morchellaceae
Exons: 4
Coding region: 1-1245 (414 amino acids)
Biological process (GO): folic acid-containing compound biosynthetic process
Cellular component (GO): cytoplasm; cytosol; mitochondrion
Molecular function (GO): ATP binding; dihydrofolate synthase activity; tetrahydrofolylpolyglutamate synthase activity
Source: RefSeq, a predicted model, not a curated record